CUUUCAUCCCGGGUCAUCGCAUACACACCGCAGCCCGGCUAUGGAGGCAGCUUAAUUGGCAGCACACUCACGACAACUGCGGCUAACACGACUUCAAUAUUUGCUUCUUGGUGCUCUAUCCGGGUACAUCUUAUCUGUACAUUUUGGCCUAUCCAUUCACCCCGGCAUAAUAUACCCCGUCUGCAAAAACACAGCUUCCAUAUUACGUCCGCGGCACUCCCGCGCUUCGUAAAAUGGAUCACAGCUUCCACGGGCGCCCACCAACCCGCCGUCGCACUGCUCUCGGCGAUGCCACCCUACGUGCCAACGAGGACCACCGUUUGCGCUCGCCGCGGAGCACUGGCGACAAGCUCAAUUCCCUUCACGUCCCGACCUCCUCACCGAACGCGCUUCCACAUAAUGAGUCUCUUGUGCCUAAUGGCACACUCACAGUCCGGCACGAGGCACACACAUCGCCAUCACCUCAGCACAAACGACUCUCUGCCGUGAUGGACGAGUGCCGGCCCCGCAACACCAAGCGUGAUUCAGAGAUAUCCAAUGCCAGCACGACCGCGUCCACCGGUGGUCGUCGCAAGACACACAUUGGGCCGUGGCAGCUGGGCAGGACGGUCGGGAAGGGCGGCUGUUCUCGCGUACGUGUUGUUCGACACAGUGGUACUGGGAUAUAUGGGGCCGCCAAAAUUAUAUCGAAGGCGACUGCAGAGAAGGUACGGGCCUUAAGUAUGGCAAAUCUGUGUGACAGCGCGCAAUAUGACCCGACUCUCUUCACAGACGGCAAGGUCAUACCCCUAGGGCUGGAGCGCGAGAUCUGCAUCAUGAAGCUUCUGGAUCACCCUUACAUUGUGAAGUUGUUCGACAUCUGGGAGAACCGGAACGAGCUCUACCUGAUUAUGGAAUACGUUGAAGGCGGUGAACUCUUCGGCUACAUCGGUAAGAACGGUGGGCUUGAAGAGAGUGAUGUGGUACAUAUCUUCCGGCAAAUCAUCGCAGCCCUGUGGUACUGUCACCGACUCAACAUUUUUCAUCGUGACCUGAAGCCAGAGAACAUCUUGCUAGACAGGGAAACCAUGACAAUAAAACUAGUGGACUUCGGGAUGGCCGCACUACAACCGCAUGGCAAGAAGCUGACCACGCCCUGCGGCAGUCCUCACUACGCUGCGCCUGAAGUGAUCGAAUCUCGGUCAUAUGAUGGAGGGAAGGCUGACGUCUGGAGCUGUGGCGUUAUCCUCUACGUCCUUCUCACAGGCAUGCCGCCCUUCAACUAUGACGGCCACGACGGAGAGCACGAAAAUCUGAAGCCUCUUUUCCAAGCGAUAACCCGUGCAGAUUAUGUCAUGCCAGAUUACCUUUCUUGGGAAGCGAAAGAUCUGAUUCGAUCCAUACUUGUGCCGAAUCCCAAGCGUCGCAUAUCGAUAGAGAAGAUCUGGGAGCACCCCUUUAUGCGAAAAUACGAUCGAAAAUUGGGAUUCCAUCGCACCAAAGAGCACGCUAACUCAUGGAUUCGUCCACACGCACCUGUUGAAUGGAAGCCUUUGACCCGACCCACGAUUGACCGCGAAAUUCUACGCUAUAUGCGUACUCUUUGGCAUAGCGAGAAGGAAGAGACCAUCAUCCGACGCCUUCUCAAUGAUGAUGCUACAAACCACGAGAAGUACUUCUAUGCUGCCCUCCAAAAGUACCGAAACGAGCAAAUCGAGAAUUACAUGCCUAGUCCUCACCAUGCCGUGGGUUACUCGCACAGCGACCAUCAUCAUCAUGCACGACGUUCACCAACCGCGAAGGGCAUGCUGGCGCUACCGUCUAAGAAUCACAAGCGUUCACAGUCGGGAUACUCGAUAUUGAAUGAUGAGCACUUAUAUUCCCAGCACAGCUUCUAUGAGCCGCCUCCGACCGAGGUCAGCUACGACCCGUUCAGAGCAUCCCGGGAGCCAGUUCUUCCCAAUCAGGAUCUUCAUCAGAAUAUUACAGUACAUCGAGGCUCAAGCUCCACCAGCCGAAGGAUGAGACCGACUACGGCUUUGGGACAUCGGACAGGUAGCUCGUUGCGAGUGCAAGCCCUCACCAACUCAAAACGAGGGUCAGUACUGACACGCACUUCUUCAAAGCGAAGCACGCCUUCACAUCGGUCUGCACAUGUUCGACGGAGCUCUGUGUCGCGCUCUUCUCUGGCGAGCUCGUAUCUUCCCAGCAGCCCACCGGUUUUUGUUCGACCCAAAACUUCAGUCCGGCGAGGUGUGAGUUUUUCCCACUUAAGACGGUCUUCCGUAGCCACCACGCAUACAGAGGAGACUCCAUCUAUACAGUGUACACCCAAGCAAGGAGAAUCUUCUAGCUCUCGCCGAGGCUCUGUUGGAUCAUCUCUGCGGUCAGGUAGACCUAGUACCGUUGGCAACUCACCAUCUGUGCGACCGCUACCGAAAGUUGCAGCGCGGCCCGUGGUCCCACGGCUACGUGUACGUAAAGCGGACAGCCCUAGCAAAUACAUACAGAGCGCAGCGCGCAAGGUCAGCACUGAGCUGGAGAAACACAUGGACGAGGCCUUUAACCGGUCUUCGAUCGGCUCUAGCGUUCGCACCUCAACGACAUCUGAUCCGCGCAAGGAUGCCUCCGGGUUUGACACACCUCCAACUACCUUCUCAAACCGAGAUUCCAGUGCUACGGGCUCAGAAACUCCAGAGCACAAGGCGAUGUACCAGCAUCGACCACUUCCAGCGAUUCCUAACGAGACACCCAAUACGUUCCUUCAACGGAAACUUGCUGAAACCCGGGCGGAGAUCGCUCGUCGACUCGAAGAGAGCGGUGAUAGCACCGAACACUUCAAUGAAGUGAUUGAGAAUUUGGACCGUCUCAUGAUGCCUGCUGUUCAUGUUGCGAAGCGUACCUGCUCAGCGCCUGCCAAAUCCCCUGAACAUCCUGUUCCGCUUCAUGUGAUCCCUGAAGAGGCGAAGGAAGACCGUUUUGAGCCCUAUGUCUCGAACUAUAGAGCUUUUACUGAGCCUUUUGGUGCUAGUGGUCACGGACGUCUCGCCGAUGAUUCGACCAUUCGUGUCGUGGAACAGUCGCCGACUCACAUUGCUCCGCUUUCCAUUAGAAAGAAGAGCGAGGCCGGACGCUCUACCAAGAGUGAGAAUUCUCCUCUAGGGUUACUUUGGCCCGGUCCUAUCCGCCACACCUCUGCUCCUUCGCGUCCACAAGCAGAGGCAGGUGCGCUCACAGUCCGAACGAACCAAUUUGCACAGUCGCAUGGCGCGCCAGAACAAGCGGAAACGAAGGAAGCUACAAUCAAGAAGAAGAAGUCCUCGUGGUUUCGUCGUACUCCAGAAGAGAGAGAGCGUCCUCAGGAGGCUCAGCCGAAGGCUGUGUCUGACCGGUUGCAGAUCCCAGAGGCAUGGCAAGGCUUGGACGACCGCAUCAAGGACGACCCCCCCAAAGCCAGUACUCCUGCCCCGGAUCUCAGCAAGCAAAGCACGAAGCACUCGGAUGGCAGUGCUAAUAACGAAUUCCCUAUGCGCGGCUGUGGCACAACCGUCGGUAAGAGCGAGGGUAGCGGAGCACUGAAGGGAUUCUUCGGUCUUUUCGCAAAGAAAUCGAAGGAAGGCAAGCGCCCGCUGGAGUUGGGUGAGUACAAUUUCAGCACGUCCUCAAUCCUAUCGAACUUCGACACAGAUAAUACUGGCGAAGCUCAAACACGCCCUGGUCCCCCGGACUUCCAGAUGAACUGGCUCUCACGCUUUCUCCACAUUAAGCCAGCUAGCCGUGCUCUAUGUUUCCAUGCCCGCCGUGGAAAGGUCCGACAAGAGCUUGUGUAUCUACUCCGUGACUGGCAGCGCUACGGUAUCCGAGACGUCACCUGCGACCGCAACACCAAUGUCAUUCACGCUCGCGUGGAUAAAAACAACCGCCUCAAUCUCAAGCCCGUGGCUUUUGUUAUCGAGCUAUUCGUUGUCCUUGAGGAUAACAAGCGCGCAAAUUUGUGCCUUGGGCGCUUCACCCAGACCCGCGGUGCCGCAUCCAGCUUCCGCCGAGCAGUCGAAGUCAUUGAGGAUAUUUGUCGAGAGAAACAUAUCCUUAUCGAAGACGAGCAGAAGAAGGCGGCUAUGUGUGAGAUUCUGAACUGA
Messenger RNA from Paraphaeosphaeria sporulosa, 4118 nucleotides. RefSeq names its product Pkinase-domain-containing protein. Gene Ontology annotation, biological process: protein phosphorylation; intracellular signal transduction. Gene Ontology annotation, cellular component: cytoplasm. The transcript is spliced from 5 exons. The record is from RefSeq and is a predicted model, not a curated record. Lineage: Eukaryota; Fungi; Ascomycota; Dothideomycetes; Pleosporales; Didymosphaeriaceae. The coding region runs from base 234 to 4118 and encodes 1294 amino acids. Gene Ontology annotation, molecular function: protein serine/threonine kinase activity; ATP binding.